AAAACGAGCAGACAAAAAUAUCUGUUAGAUUCCGUUUUUCAACCAUGGAUGCUAGGGAGAUAUUUUGCAGAUUCUAUAAUAUUUGUACUCUCUUAUGUAUCACUCACUCACUCUCUUUGUUUUGUCGCCACUAACAAAGCAGCAACAAUGAGUCCAUCUUCUUCGUUAACCGCCGCUUCUUCAUCAUCGUCUCUUUGGAUUCUCAAACCUUCUCCUGCUUUUAAAUCCUCCAGAUUCCAGUCAAUUCCUCCUUCCCUUCCUCCGUCAUCUCCGCCGUGUUUCCGUCUCCUCCGCCGUGCUGCAUCCCUUCCGCACGCUUCUGCUACUGAUUUUGACUUCGCCUUACAUGAUGCUCUCGAAUCCUCUGGAAUCGACACCUCUCACGCUAGAGAGGCGAGGAAGGGUUUUAUUUCGCAAAUUAAUGAAUUAUCCAAUGUCGAGAGAGAAACAAGUAUUAGCAUAAAUAGACGUGUUGAUCUUGGAAGAACAGCUCUUUACAUAGCAGCAGAGGAUGAUUCUCUCAUUUCGCACUCCUCUGUUCCUUUACCAGUGGAUGCUUUUCUUGAAAGAUUGGAUGAUCUUUCCUUGGGCUAUUGCUCUCACUAUAACUCAUUGUCUAGGUCGUCACGGGAGAAUUUUCUGGAGAGCAUAGAGAAAUAUCUAUAUGUCAAAAAGGGAUUCCGAAGAUCUAGUGCCAAGAACCUUGCAGAGCCACGAGCCCUUUAUCUUCACUCAGUUUUGACACAUCGUUCAGGUUCUGCUUUAAUGCUUUCGCUCAUACAUAGUGAGAUCCUGAAAAUGUUUCGCUUGUGGGGCCUUUUGGAUUUUGAUGUAGAGAUUUUUUUCCCACAUGAUCAUUAUGGUCUUCCGAGAGCCUAUGAUAAGCAAAAGAGCAAAGAAUCUGAUCAGCCACACAUAAUGACCGUACAAAUUCUAUUGGAGAAGGUUUUAAGAAACUUGAAGGCUGCUUUCUGGCCAUUUCAACAUGAUCAUGUUGAUAGUUUAUUCUUAAGGGCUGCCCAUGCUGCCAAUUGUGUAGAUGACCCUAAUGGCAGUCAAGAGAGUGCCUAUCAGCUUGCAUCUGCAAAGGCUGCUCAACAUAGGCUAGAACGGGGUGUUUGGACCAGUGUACGUUUUGGGGAUAUGAGGCGUGCUUUGUCUGCAUGUGAACGUCUCAUUCUUCUAAAAACCGAUCCAAAAGAAAUUAGAGAUUACAGCAUUCUCCUCUACCAUUGUGGAUUAUACCAGCAGUCUCUGAAAUACCUCAGGUUGUACCAAGAUGCAAAGAGUCCUUCCUCCUCACAAAGUAGGUCAACAAAUUCAGUUAGCAUUCUAGAAGAGGAAGCUGUUCAGAAAUUGUUUGUGCGUCUGAAUCUCAUUGCAAUGGAGGAAGACUGGUGCCAACCGAUUUAUGGCCGUAAUUUUCUUGGCAACAACUCCGAGCCAUGGUAAUGCCAUACUACGAAUCUUUUCCUUACCAAUCUUGCCUGAGUUGAUUGAGAGACAUUAAGUUCACAUAUCCACAUUGAGUUUUGGAUCUCUAAACUGAUCCUAUCGCAUGCCUCAGAUCGGGUAACUAAAUAGAGAGAUAAGUUAUGAUCGUUAUUUCACGAUUUCGACUCGGUCAUCAAUCCGCCACCGUAACAGAUGCGAUGAGACUGAAAAUGUGUCCGUGAUCGCAAUUGGUCCGAUGUUAGAAAUUCAACAUAAGCGUUUAGCUCUUGAAUUUUCGGACAUGAGUGGAAGAUCACAUCAAAUAGUAUAAGCUAGUAGAUAUUUGCACUUGAUUUAGGGUUUAUCUCUGUACAGCACCGAAAGUUUUGUUCUCAUAACUCUUUCUAAAUCACACUAUCAUUUGAUCCUAUUUAUAUUUUAUAAUAAAAUGUUGAUUUCUGGCAAUUCAUUA
Messenger RNA from Gossypium raimondii (Peruvian cotton), 1906 nucleotides. RefSeq lists its product as uncharacterized. The transcript has 8 exons. NCBI's taxonomy places the organism in Eukaryota, Viridiplantae, Streptophyta, Magnoliopsida, Malvales, Malvaceae. Bases 49 to 1452 code for a protein of 467 amino acids. The record is from RefSeq and is a predicted model, not a curated record.